Molecule: messenger RNA, 6315 nt
Organism: Amphimedon queenslandica
Lineage: Eukaryota; Metazoa; Porifera; Demospongiae; Haplosclerida; Niphatidae
Product: myosin heavy chain, non-muscle
Exons: 33
Coding region: 91-6015 (1974 amino acids)
Biological process (GO): actin filament organization
Cellular component (GO): cytoplasm; membrane; actin cytoskeleton
Molecular function (GO): actin filament binding; microfilament motor activity; ATP binding
Source: RefSeq, a predicted model, not a curated record
AUAUAUCAAGAUUCAUAGGGGUGUACCUUCUCCCUCGACGGUAAAUCCACGUCUCUCCCUCUCUUACUGUUCUCUCUUUCCUCUUUAAAAAUGGCUACGGAGGAUCUCAAAUACUUGAGCGUUGAUCGGGGGAAGAUGUACGAUGCCAUAGCCCAAGCAGAGUGGGCGAAGAAGAAGCUGGUAUGGGUCCCACACCCCGAGGCUGGUUUCGUCCCCGGGUCUAUAAAGAAAGAAGAAGGAGACAGCGUGACAGUCGAAAUGACCGACGGCCAGAAGAAGACCGUCUCCAAGGAUGACAUCCAAAAGAUGAAUCCUCCAAAGUUUGAGAAAGUGGAGGACAUGGCUGAGCUCUCCUUCUUGAACGAGGCGUCUGUUCUUCACAACCUCACUGACAGAUAUUAUUCUGGCCUCAUCUAUACAUAUUCUGGAUUGUUCUGUGUUGUCGUCAAUCCUUAUAAGAUGCUCCCCAUAUAUACGGACAGAGUGGUUGACUUGUAUCGAGGAAAGAAGAGACAUGAAAUGCCGCCUCAUGUUUAUGCUGUCACUGAUCAGUCUUACAGGAACAUGCUGUUGGACAGGGAGGAUCAGUCUAUCCUCUGCACUGGUGAAUCUGGAGCUGGAAAGACAGAGAAUACAAAGAAGGUUAUACAGUAUCUGGCGGUCAUUGCUAGUGGAGGGUCGGCAGCUAAACCCAAGGGCCCUAUUCGUAGAACCUCAACCAGUACCACGCUGAACAUCAAAGCCGGUUUGACAGGAUUACAAGGAGAACUAGAGGCACAGCUGCUGCAGGCUAACCCGAUUCUGGAAGCAUUUGGUAACGCUAAGACUGUCAAGAAUGAUAACUCAUCACGUUUUGGUAAAUUCAUUCGCAUCAACUUUGAUUCAUCCGGUCACAUUGCUGGAGCUAAUAUCGACACUUAUCUGUUAGAAAAGUCUCGUGCAGUUCGACAAGCAACAGACGAAAGAACGUUCCACAUAUUCUAUCAGAUAUUAAAUGGAAUGGAUCCUAAAGAGAAGGAGGAGUAUUUCUAUCACUCGUUUGAAAAGUAUAAGUUUUUAUCAAACGGUAAUUUAUCGGUUGCUGGUAUAAACGACGUGCAAGAAUACGACGACACUGUGGAGGCAAUGAAUGUGAUGGGGAUCUCCGAGGAAGAGAAAUCAGCUGUAUUUCGUGUUGUUUCUGCUGUCCUCCUGUUUGGUAAUAUGGAGUUCAAGCAGGAGAGGAAUUCAGAUCAAGCCCUCCUAGUCGAUAACACUGUGGCUCAGCAGAUUGGGAAACUGUUGGGGGUUCCUGUAACUGAUUUCACCAAAGCACUCCUGAAACCAAAGAUAAAAACUGGGAGAGAAUUCACCAUAAGAUCACAGAACAAAUCUCAGGUUGAGUAUUCAUGCCAGUCGUUAGCUAAAGCCCUUUACGAGAGGAUGUUCAAGUGGAUCGUCCAGAGGGUCAAUAAGACACUGGACAGAUCUAUCGGAUCUGGUACUUCUUUCAUUGGAAUACUUGACAUUGCUGGAUUUGAAAUAUUUAAAGUCAAUUCCUUUGAGCAGCUGUGUAUCAACUAUACAAAUGAGAAACUCCAGCAACUCUUUAAUCACACAAUGUUUAUACUUGAACAGGAGGAGUACAGAACUGAAGGCAUAGAGUGGACGUUCAUUGAUUUCGGGUUAGACCUUCAGCCUUGCAUUGAUCUCAUUGAGAAGCCGAUGGGUAUUCUCUCUCUCCUUGACGAGGAGUGUUGGUUCCCUAAAGCCACUGAUAAGUCUUACGUUGAGAAACUCCAGAGGGAACAUGCUCAGAACCCUAAAUACUCAAAGCCUGACUUUCGAUCUUCGUCUGAUUUUACUCUCGGUCACUAUGCUGGAAAUGUCCAUUAUAACUGUGACCAGUGGUUGAUGAAGAAUAUGGACCCACUCAACGAUAAUGUGAUCCAGCUGCUAGUAGCGUCCAAUGACUGGUUCGUGGCUACACUGUGGAAGGACACGGCUCAUGUAGUGGGAAUGGGAGUACAAGCUCAAUCAGAGGCCAAGUCAGCGUUUGGUGCCCAGAGAAGUCGUAAAGGAAUGUUCCGUACUGUCGGUCAGCUCUACAAAGAGCAGCUAAGCAAUUUGAUGAUAACUUUGAGACAGACACACCCACACUUUGUGAGAUGCAUCAUUCCUAAUUAUGAGAAAAAGGCUGGUAAGAUUGUUGCUCCACUAGUUCUUGACCAGUUGAGGUGUAACGGAGUCCUGGAGGGUAUCAGGAUCUGUCGACUGGGUUUCCCUAACAGAAUCCUCUUCCAAGAGUUCCGUCAGCGGUAUGAGAUACUCACUCCAGGGAUAAUACCAAAGGGUUUUAUGGACGGGAAGAAAGCAGCUGAAAAAAUGUUGAUUGCACUUGAGUUGGAUAAAGCCACUUAUCGUAUUGGUCACAGUAAAGUUUUCUUCAGGGCAGGAGUACUGGCCCAAUUGGAGGAAGAGAGGGACCUGAAACUAACUGAAAUUCUUAUUGGUCUUCAGUCCCAUUGCAGGGGGUUCAUUGGAAGAAAGAAUUUCCAAAAACGUGUCGAGCAGACCAGAGCCAUCAGGAUCAUACAAAGGAAUGUCCAGAGCUACCUUAAGCUUCGUAACUGGAAAUGGUGGCGCCUCUUCACUAAAGUUAAACCAUUACUGCAAGUGACCAAUGCUGAGGAGCAGAAGAGAGAAAUGGAAGAAGAGAUCAAGAAACUAAACGCCAGCUAUGAGAAGCUACGCAUUGAGUAUGAUGAAUUAGCCAAGAAGAACAAUGUGGUACUGGUGAACAACAAACAGCUCGAGGAUCAACUGAGGGAAGAGAAGUUCCUCACACAAGAAGCUGAAGAAAUGAGGGACAUGUUAGCUCAAAAGAGAACAGAAUUGGAAGGUAUGAUCGGCGAGUAUGAGCUUCGAUUGGAAGAGAGUGACGAACAGAACAACCAGCUGGUCUCGGACUGGAAGAAACUUAAGCAGCAGCUACAAGAGACUGAAGAACAGCUUGAGGAAGAAGGCACUUCCAAUCAGAAGUUAAUGCAGGAAAAAGUUUCGGCCGAAAAUAAAAUAAAAGCUCUUGAGGAACAAAUUACAAUUAAUGAUGAUAAUAUAUCCAAAUUAUCUCGUGAGAAGAACCAUCUUGAUGAUAAAGUCCGAGAGAUACAGGCCGCCCUGGAGCAGGAGGAGGGAAAGGCAAAGCAAGAGCACAGACAAAGAGUGAAGCUGGAACAACUCAGCGCUGAGCUGGAUGAGAAACUAGAGCGAGAAACUAAAAGGCGUCAAGAAUUGGAUAACGAUAAGAGAAAACUUCAAAAGGAAAUUGCUGACCUCCAGGAGCAGCUGGCAAGAGCCAAGCAGCGCAUUGAAGACUUGGAGUCUCAAGUGGCCAAACUAGAGACAGAACUAGCUAACGUUAAUGCUAGGGCAGAUGAAGAAGCAGCUGGUCGUGCUAAAGCUGAAAAGGAGAAGCGAGAACUAGCCACUCAACUCCAGGAGACUCAGGACGACCUUGAGAGCGAGAGAGAGGCCAGGAACAAAUCAGAAAAAAAUAGGAAGCAAUUAAACGCUGAACUUGAGAAGCUACAGGAGCUUCUUGAUGACACAACCAGCUCAACAACUGCCCAACAAGCCAUGACCGCUCAGAGAGAGAGCGAGCUAUCAGCUUUAAAAAGAACCCUGGACGAGGAGAUAUCUUCACAUGAAGCUGCUAUAGCUUCAAUGAGACAGAAGCAUACCAGGAAUGUGGAAGACUUAAACGAACAACUUGACAAUGCUAAAAAGGCUAAGUCAAUGUUGGAGAAAGUGAAGAACAGUCUUGAAACGGAGCGGAGCAAUCUCUCUUCUGAUCUGAAAGAUGCUACCAGUUCGCUGUCUGAGAGCGAGAAGAGACGUAGGAACGUUGAGGCUCAGUUGAGUGAAGCACAGGCUCACAUUGCAGAGGAUACUGCUAAAGUCCAAGAACUGACCAGCCAGAAUGAAAGAAUGAAGGCUGAAAUUGCUAACAUUUCCUCUCAACUUGAAGAGCUGGAGACAAAGUUCACUUCUUCUGACAGGAACAAUAAAAACUACUUGGGACAGAUUCAAGAACUACAGGAUCAAGUAUCAGAAGAGUCAAGGCUGAAGAUUGCUGCACAGAAUAAGCAGAAGCAGCUCCAGGAAGAAGUCGACCAUUUAACUCAACAAGUUGAAGAUGAGGAAGAAGCUAAGACUGCUUUACAAAACAAACUAGUGCAACUGACACAACAGCUGUCUGAGGCUAAGAGGAAAGCUGACGAUGAUCAAGUUAACCUUGAAGAGUUGCAAGCUUCUAAGAAGAAAGUGGACAAAGAAAUGGACGGAUUGAAGGAGAGAGUUGAGGAACUACAAGCAGAGAAUCAAAAACUGACGAGAUCAAAGAAGAAAAUACAGGAAGAUUUGGAUGAUCUGAUGGUUCAGGUUGAGUCUCAAAGAAGUGAAAUACUUCAAUUGGAAAAGAAGCAAAAGAAAUUUGAUAAUCAACUAACUGAGGUGCAAUCAUUAGCCGAGAAGAAUGCUCAAGAAAGAGAUGAAGCAGAACAGAGAGCUCGUCAAGCAGAGACCAAGUCUUUGUCAUUGAACCGCGAGUUGGAGGAACUUCAAGAGAAACUGGAGGACGUGGAGAGACAGCGAAGAGCCUUGCAGUCUGAGAGAGACUCACUAGUGGAGACGAAAGAUGACGUGGGGAAGAGUGUCCAUGAAUUAGCUAAGAAUAAGAAGCAGUUGGAGCAGCAGCUCGAAGAAAUGAAACAACAGCUGGAGGAGGUUGACGAUGAACUACAGGUGGCAGAAGACGCACGACUUAGACUAGAGGUUAACAUGCAAGCAGCUAAAACGUCGUACGAGAGAGAACUCUCAUCAAAAGAGGAACAAAUUGAGGACACUCGCCGUAAGCUGACUCAGCAGAUCAGGGACCUUGAGUCUCAACUCGAGGAAGAGAAGAAGCAAAAGAACAUUGCUCAGAUUGCCAAGAGAAAGAUGGAGGGAGAAAUAUCAGAAUGGGAGGCACGGGCUGAGGCUGACGCCAAAGCUAAAGAGGAAGCUGUCAAACAAUAUCGUAAAGUUCAGAACCAGCUCAAGGAUGCUCAGCUCUCUGCGGAGGAAGCAAGAGCAGCUCAAGAUGAAAUGAUCUCGCGCGUUAAAGAACUCGAGAAGAAGGUUCGGGGAUUAGAGGGAGACCUCUCACAGAAACAAGAGGAACUGCAAAAUGCUGACAGGGCAAGGAGAUCGGCCGAGUCUGACAGAGAUGAAGCACAGGAAGAACUCUCUACCGUAUCUAGUAAAAUAAAUGGGCUCUCUGAAGAGAAGAGACGUAUAGAGACAAGACUAGCGACGCUUGAAGAAGAUUUUGAGGAAGAACAACUGAACAGUGAAGCUGCUACUGAGAAGGCAAGGAAAGCUCAACAGACCGCGGACUCACUGUCACAAGAAAUAUCAUCACUUCAGUCCAACUACAACCAGUCGGAGAAUAACAGACUCACACUUGAGAAACAAGUCAAAGAGUUAAGGGAUCGUCUUGAGGAAGCUGAGAGUGCUGGGGGAAGAAAGAUGAAAGCUCAAGUCGCUGCAAUGGAGUCAAGAGUUGCUGCCCUAGAGGAAGAAAGAGACAUGGCUCUGAAGGAUAAUUCUCAAAUCAAGAGAUCUCUUCGCCGUCAAGAAAAGAAGUUGAAGGAAUACGCCGGAGCCAUUGAAGACGAGAGAAAACAAUCCGAACAAUACAAACAACAGGCUGAUAAGCAACAGUCUCGUGUGAGGUCUUUAAAGAGGGCACUAGAAGAGGCAGAGGAGGAGAAUGCAAGGAUCCAAGCACAGAAGAGAAGAGUUCAAAGAGAAGCAGAUGAACUGCAGGAGCAGCUGGAGGCUAUUCAGAGAGACAGAUCAAAAUCAACAAGUGCUAGACGUCAGACUGUUAGUUCUGCAUUGGGUAGGUCAGGUAGGCGUGGCUCCAAUAAGGCUGGACCCAGCCCACUGAAUCGCUCUGAUGAAUCGCCAGAUGAUGACGAAGACAUUUAAAUGAACAAAUAAUUGGAAUUGGUGUGGCUUUCUUAUUGUGAAUUGUCUUAAUUUUUAAAGACUUUAUUUUUGAAUUAGUUACUCAUUUUCUUAGCUUUUAUUAUUAUUAUUGUUGUUCUUGUUCUUGUCUUAGAGUAGCAGUUACGAAUUGAUUUUGAAUUGUUUUUCAUUUAACUAUUAUUAUUAUUAUUUUGAUUAUUUUAGCGUAAUAAUAAUAAUGUUAUUAUUAUUUUAAAUGAGUUUUGUCAAUAAAACGAUAGUUUUUCACUUAUUUCGAUAAUUAAUUAACCGUCCCACCAA